AUGUCUUGCCGCUCCUACCAAGUCAACUCUAGUCGUCAUGUGGGCAACUUCAGCUCUUGCUCAGCAAUGGCCCCCCAGAACCUGAACCGCUUCCGGGCCAGCUCUGUCUCCCGCAGGAGUGGGUCCAGCUUCCGAGGCCUUGGCGGCUUUGGUAGUCGGAGUGUCAUCACCUAUAGAUCAUGCUCACCUCGGAUGGCAGCUGUUGGCCCUCGUCCUAUCAGCUGUGGUGCUGGCAGUGGAAUGGCCUUUGGCUUUGGUGGUGGGUGUGGUGUUGGUCUGGGGUUUGGAGCCAGCAGUGGCUUUGGCUAUGGCUGCAGUGGCCCUGGCUUUGGCUACAGAGUUGGAGGAAUUGGAGUCCCAGCAGCCCCAUCUAUCACAGCAGUGACUGUUAACCAGAGCCUGCUGACCCCGCUCAACCUGGAGAUUGACCCCAAUGCGCAGAGGGUGAAGAAGGAUGAGAAGGAACAAAUCAAGACCCUCAACAACAAAUUUGCCUCCUUCAUUGACAAGGUGCGGUUCCUGGAACAGCAGAAUAAGCUUCUAGAGACCAAGUGGAACUUCCUCCAAGAGCAGAAGUGUGCCAGGAGCAACCUGGAGCCGCUCUUUGAGAGCUACAUCACCAACCUGCGGAGGCAGCUGGAUGUAGCCAACAGCGACCGGGCCCGUCUGGAGGCUGAGAGGAACAACAUGCAGGAUGUCCUGGAGGGUUUCAAGAAGAAGUACGAAGAGGAGGUGGAAUGCCGGGCCAACGCCGAGAAUGAGUUUGUGGCUCUGAAAAAAGAUGUGGAUACAGCUUUCUUAAAUAAAUGUGAUCUAGAGGCCAACGUGGACACCCUUGCUCAGGAACUUGACUUCCUGAAAACCCUAUACAUGGAGGAAAUCCAGUUGCUGCAGUCGCACAUCUCAGAGACAUCAGUCAUUGUGAAGAUGGACAACAGCCGAGACUUGGACUUGGAUGGAAUCAUCACCGAAAUCAAGGCCCAGUAUGAAGAGGUUGCCAAGCGCAGUCGAGCUGAUGCAGAGGCCUGGUACCAGACCAAGUAUGAGGAGAUGCGGGUGACAGCUGGCCAACACUGUGACAACCUGCGCAACACACGGAAUGAGAUCAAUGAGCUGACCCGCCUGAUCCAGAGGCUGAAGACAGAGAUCGAGCACGCCAAGUGUCAGCGGGCCAAGCUGGAGGCCUCCGUGGCUGAGGCGGAACAGCAGGGUGAGGCAGCCCUCAAGGAUGCCAAAUGCAAGCUGGCAGAUCUGGAGGGCGCCCUGCAGCAGGCCAAGCAGGACAUGGCGAGGCAGCUGUGCGAGUACCAGGAGCUGAUGAACGUCAAGCUGGGCCUGGAUAUUGAAAUCGCCACCUACAGGCGCCUGCUGGAGGGCGAGGAGAUACGGAUCUGCGAAGGAGUUGGGCCAGUAAACAUAUCCGUGAGCAGCUCCCGCGGUGGCCUGGUGUGCGGGCCUGAGCCCGUGGUCUCCAGUUCCACCCUCUCCCGUGGCAGAGUCAGCUACUCCAGCAGCAGCAUCCGUUCUGGUGGCGUCUGCGGCUCCAGCCUGGGUGGGGCCCAGGUCGUCAUGGGUGGUGGGGACCUGCUGAGCACAGGCUCCCGUGGAGGCUCGGUGCUCAUGAGGGAGGCCUGUGGGCCCUGCGCCCCCAGCGUCCCCUGCCAGCUGCCCACCGAGGGCUGCUUCAGCAGCUGCAGUGGGGGCCGUAGCAGCCGCGGUUCCAGCGUCCGCUUCGUGUCCACCACCACCUCCCGCCGGACCAAAUACUGA
Messenger RNA from Miniopterus natalensis, 1770 nucleotides. RefSeq names its product keratin 84 (gene KRT84). Gene Ontology annotation, molecular function: structural constituent of skin epidermis. The record is from RefSeq and is a predicted model, not a curated record. Lineage: Eukaryota; Metazoa; Chordata; Mammalia; Chiroptera; Miniopteridae. Gene Ontology annotation, biological process: keratinization; intermediate filament organization. Gene Ontology annotation, cellular component: keratin filament.